AUGGCCGGGCGCUGCGGGGACCCGCACCGGCUGCGGCCGCAGGGGCGCGGCGGCGCCCGGCGAGACCUGACCGCUGCGCACAUCGAGUCCUUCAACUAUGCCGUCAGCGAAGGCAUCUACCGCGCCGUGCAGGAUCUCAACCCGAUGGAGAUGGCGCUGAAGGACAGACGGGUGUCGCUGGCUGUAGUGGGGGUGUCCAUCAUCCCUCCCGCCGUGCCGGCAGGGACGGUCUGCCAGGAGAGGAGGGUGUUCCCCGCCGAGUGCCGCGGCCUGCGCAGCACCUACCGCGGCAGAGUCACGGCUGACAUCAGCUGGUCACUGAAUGGCAUACCACAAGGGACCAUUAAGCAUACUCUGGGCCAUAUUCCAAUCAUGGUGAAGUCCAAGUUGUGCAACCUCUAUAAUCUUUCUCCACAAGACCUCAUACAGCACCACGAGGAGGAGGAGGAAAUGGGAGGCUACUUCAUAAUCAAUGGCUUAGAAAAAGUUAUUAGGAUGCUGAUUAUGCCCAGGCGAAAUUUCCCUCUUGCAGUGACAAGACACAAAUGGAAAAGCAGAGGCCCUGGUUUCACAGAGUAUGGACUAAUGAUGCACUGUGUGAAGGAUGAGCACACUGCAACAAACAUAAACCUUCAUUACUUGGAGAAUGGCUAUGUCAUGGUCAACUUCUUCUUUCAGAAAGAGUUGUUCUUCAUUCCCUUGGGAUUUGCUCUGAAGGCAUUGGUUGAUUUCCCAGACUACCAGAUUUUUGAGGAGCUGGUCAGAGGAAAAGAAGGCGACACCUUUUACGUGAACAGCGUGACCGAGAUGCUGAGAGCGGUCCUGGAGGCAGGCUGUUUCACACAGCAGAACGUCCUGGAGUACCUGGGCAGGAGCUUCAGAGUAAAGCUUAACCUUCCUGAGUGGUACAGCAAUGAACAAGCAGCAGAAUUCAUUCUGAGCAAGUGCAUCUGCAUACACCUGACAGACAGAACUGAGAAGUUUUACCUGCUCUGUAUGAUGACCCAGAAGCUGUAUGCUUUUGCCAAAGGCGAGUGCAUGGAGGAUAAUCCAGACAGUCUGAUGAAUCAAGAAGUGCUGACCCCAGGACAGCUUUUCCUUAUGUUCUUAAAGGAGAGGCUUGAGAACUGGCUGCAAUCCGUUAAGUUUGUUUUGGAGAAGAAAACAGAAAAGGCAGAUAUCAGAAUAAAUGAAGACAGCUUGGUGAAGGCUUUCAGCCUGGCAACAGACUUCUCCAAGCCAUUUGAAUAUCUCCUUGCAACUGGGAACCUGCGAUCUAAAACGGGCAUGGGCAUGCUGCAGAGCAGCGGGCUGUGUGUGGUGGGAGACAAGCUGAACUUCAUGCGCUACCUCUCCCACUUCCGCUGCGUGCACCGAGGAGCAGCCUUUGCCCAGAUGAGGACUACAACGGUCCGCAAGCUGCUGCCUGAGUCCUGGGGCUUCCUCUGCCCCGUGGACACCCCAGACGGAGAGCCCUGCGGGCUGAUGAACCACAUGACAGCACUGUGUGAGAUAGUGACCGAGACGGUGUCCGUGACAGACAUUCCACCUCUGCUGUGUUCCUUAGGUGUCAGCCCCAUUGAUGCAACUCCAAGCAAGCCUUACUCAGAGUGUUACAGAGUUGUGUUGGAUGGCUCCGUGGUGGGCUGGGUAGAGCAGGAGCUGGCUCCUGAGAUUGCAGAAACUCUUCGGCGUUUCAAGAUUACACAAGAGAAGAGAUUUCCUGCACGGGCAGAAGUGGUCCUCAUCCCAAUGACAGGCAAACCCAGCCUGUAUCCUGGGUUGUUCAUUUUCAGUACCCCGUGCCGGCUGGUGCGGCCCGUCCGGAACCUGCUGUACGGAAGGAACGAGUGGAUUGGUUCUCUGGAGCAGAUCUUCAUGAACGUGGCCUCACUGGAGUCAGAGGUGGUGCCUGGAACAACCACUCACCAGGAGCUCUUCCCUCACAGCAUUCUGAGUGUGGUGGCCAACCUCAUCCCCUUCUCUGACCACAACCAAAGUCCAAGGAACAUGUACCAGUGCCAGAUGGGAAAGCAAACCAUGGGGUUUCCAGUUUAUAACUACAAGGACCGCUCAGAUAACAAACUCUACCACCUCCACACCCCCCAGAGCCCUCUGGUGCGGCCCAGCAUGUAUGACUAUUAUGGUAUGGACAGCUAUCCAAUUGGCACCAAUUCAAUUGUGGCUGUCAUAUCCUACAGCGGCUAUGACAUGGAAGAUGCAAUGAUUGUGAACAAAUCUUCCUGGCAGAGAGGGUUUGCCUAUGGAAGUGUUAUCAAGAUGGAGAGCAUUGACCUUUCCCUGAAAGCUAGCAGGGCAGGAGAUAACUUAGUGUUUGGCAUCAGGCCUGGUGAUCCUAAUCUUACAGAGAAGUUGGAUGCAGAUGGACUGCCUUUUGUUGGCUCCAUCCUACAGCCUGGAGACCCCUUCUACAGCUUCAUGAACCUCAGCACAGGGGAGACCUUCACUGUCAACUAUCCGAACAAGGAAGUUGGCAUUGUGGACAACGUCAGGUUAUGCAGUAAUGACCGCGGCACUGGGAAGCUCAAGAAGGUCUGCAUCACUGUGAGGGUUCCCAGAAACCCAACUGUUGGAGACAAAUUUGCCAGCCGCCACGGGCAGAAAGGGAUCCUGAGUCAGCUCUGGCCAGUCGAGGACAUGCCGUUCACAGAGAACGGGAUGGUUCCAGACAUCCUCUUCAACCCUCACGGCUUUCCCUCGCGGAUGACCAUUGGGAUGUUAAUCGAGAGCAUGGCAGGGAAGUCGGCAGCACUGCACGGUGUCUCCUAUGACGCCACUCCCUUCACCUUCACGGAGAAGAACUCUGCUUUGAAAUACUUCGGUGAGACUUUAGUGAGCGCAGGUUACAACUUCUUUGGGACAGAGAAGAUGUACAGCGGCAUCAGCGGCCUAGAGCUGGAGGCAGACAUCUUCGUGGGAGUGGUCUACUACCAGCGCCUGCGCCACAUGGUCUCCGACAAGUUCCAGGUGAGGACAACAGGGCCCAGAGAUGCUCUCACCAACCAGCCCAUCAAAGGGAGGAACGUGGAAGGUGGGAUUCGCUUCGGCGAGAUGGAACGCGACGCUCUGCUGGCUCACGGGACCUCUUUCUUGCUGCAAGACCGCCUGUUCAACUGCUCCGAUGGCUCCGUAGCCUAUGUCUGCAUGAACUGCGCCAGCAUGGUAUCUCCUGUGCUGGAGAAACCACCGCACUCCUCCGCCGUGACGAGCAGCAGGAGGUACUCCUGCUCUGUCUGCAAUGAGGCAGACAGGAUCGAAGCUGUCCCAGUGCCCCACGUCUUCCGCUACUUUGUGGCAGAGCUGGCAGCCAUGAACAUAAAAACAAAGCUGAAGGUGGAGUAGCUAUGUCCUCAGGCAGGGUGUUGCUGCUGCCGGGAGGGAAGAAGCCGGUGGCAGUCCUGCGUCUGCCCCCCCGAGGGGUUCAAGUGUUCCAAGUUCUCAGGUUCUUCAAUUCGAUGUUUGUUUUUAGAUGAGGCAGCUGCCAAGCUGUACGGCAAGGAAAGGCAGCUCUGUUGAAGUUGAUGUUGCACUACCCACAGGAUCAGUCGCUCUUGAGAUAAGGCAUAUGGAAAUCAAGCAAAAUCACUGCUCCGACCAGCAAGCCGAGUUGAGAGUGGUGAGUUUCUUUGUUCUUCAAGUGCUGGAUGCAGCUGCAAACAUGAAGAGGUCAUAAAACAGCAUGAAGUGAAUGCUGGAAAUGCCAAAAGGACAUAUUUUGGGUUUUUUUGGAAGAAAAAAAAUCUUUUUACAACAAAUGCUUCAAUGAUGGGUUUGCACUAAAAUCAUUGGACAUUUUUUGUUUUGCUUUACUUCAGUACAUGUGCCUUGAAACUCAGGAAGAAGAAGGUGGCACAAAGUUCUACCCUGUGAAGCUGCAGCCUUGAACACAAGCGAGCCAAGUCGGGCGUGUGCUGGGGGUGAUUGGUGCUGCGCAGCGCAGGUGUCCCGGCUGCUGCUGCUGCCGCGGGACUCCGCGGUGUCCUCGCCGCAGGCUGAAGACCGAGGAAGCAGCCGGUGCUGUCAAGCGUGGGCGCCGCACGCCCGGAGCCAGCCGUGUCUCCGUCACUGCGCAGCAGCCCAGUCCCUGCAGCAGCAGCUGCCCCGCUGAAUGAGCGCCCCUGUGCCGCCCCACUCCCUCUGCCCAUCUCCUUUCUCCCGCUCUGCCUAUCCUCCUGGCCGCGCUCGGCUGGAGCCAAGCCCGCGGCCCCGGUGGCUGCCUCACGCUUCUCGUUAAAGAGUUCUUUUGUACGAA
Pogoniulus pusillus (Red-fronted tinkerbird) is the source of this 4273-nucleotide messenger RNA. RefSeq names its product RNA polymerase I subunit B (gene POLR1B). The record is from RefSeq and is a predicted model, not a curated record. Gene Ontology annotation, biological process: DNA-templated transcription. The transcript has 15 exons. Gene Ontology annotation, cellular component: RNA polymerase I complex; nucleus. Bases 1 to 3363 code for a protein of 1120 amino acids. Lineage: Eukaryota; Metazoa; Chordata; Aves; Piciformes; Lybiidae. Gene Ontology annotation, molecular function: ribonucleoside binding; DNA binding.